Messenger RNA from Phaedon cochleariae (mustard beetle), 1665 nucleotides. The record is from the annotation of a GenBank genome assembly. Lineage: Eukaryota; Metazoa; Arthropoda; Insecta; Coleoptera; Chrysomelidae.
AUGUUUCAUUUCAUUUUAUUCAUCAAUUUCCUAUUCAUCUCACUAUUCUGGUUCGGUGAUAGUACGAAGGUUCCCCAUGAGUUGAUUGUGAAUUUGGUAAAACCGAAUGGUAAGAUACGAGGUCACAUUUUGAAAAGCAGUCAAGGAAAGGAUUUCUAUGCAUUUCAAGAUAUACCGUUUGCAGCACCUCCAAUAGGAAAAAGAAGAUUCAAAGCACCCCAAUACCAUGAUGGAUGGGAUGGCAUUUUGAACGUGACUGAUAACAAAAAAAUUUGCAUUCAGUUUCACCCUUCUCGUAGUGAACCAUUGGAAGGGGAAACGGAGGAUUGUUUGGUCUUAAACGUUUAUUCUCCAGCGAAACCUGGAUCAAAAUCUUCCCUGCCAGUUUUGUUCUGGGUUCAUGGAGGUGGUUACUUCGAAGGAUCAGCUCGUAUAGAGAAUUACAACCCUAGUUAUUUCAUAGACGAAAACAUCAUAGUCGUAACCAUCAACUAUCGUCUUGGUCCACUAGGUUUCCUAUCGACUGGAGAUGACGUCAUCCCUGGUAACAUGGGUCUGAAAGACCAACACCUUGCCUUGGCUUGGACCGCAGAAAACAUCCACUUGUUUGGAGGAGAUGCUGAAAAAAUUGUUAUUGCAGCUCAUAGUGCCGGAGCUUACGCAAUUGGUUUCCAGGUACUCAGUGAAAGGAAUAGAGGUCUAUUCAGAGGAGUGAUUCAACAAAGUGGAUCCCCACUAGUAGACACAGGGUUUCAGACCGAUCCAAAACAGUAUGCUGUUCAGCUGAUACAGAAAUUAGACCAGACUGGCAUAUUCGACCCAAAGAACUCCACUAGACAUGUUGAGAUCCUCCAGAAUGCACCAAUAGAUGAAAUCAGGAGAGUCACCAAAACGAUUGUGGGCAGAGAAUCUCAAAACGGUUUCAUGCCCUUCAUGAUAUGGGCUCCAGUAAUGGAAAACAAGCAAUCAAAUGAAGCUAUAGUGACUGCCCCGAUGAGGCAGGCGUUUCAGGAGGGUGACUUCAAUUUGGUUCCUACUCUCAUGGGCAUAGCUUCUGAAGAAGCAUUGUACUUUUUGCCAGAUCCUUCGUUUGAUGAGUCAGCACAGCGGUACGACAAGGACUCAGGUCUGCUGAUCCAUCCUAGAUUGAACAUCAAAUAUGAGGAUACGAAGAUGGUUGGCAGUUUGUUGAAAGCAGUGUACACAUCAUCAACAUUUUUCGAAGACAAAUAUGCCUUUGUUAAGUUCACCAGUGAUGUUGUUUUUUCGAGAGCUGUUAUUGAACAAGCACAACUCAUGGCUAGAUAUGUACCUGUAUACUUGUAUCAGUUCUGUCUUAGACAGAGUGGUAAUUAUUCUCAUCCAGGUGCCCCUCAUACAUCUGAAUUACCAUAUAUUUGGUAUAAUGGAAAAGUAGAAUCGAAUUUAGAGGAAGAUGGUAGAAUCCAAAUGAUCAGGAUGUGGACCAACUUCAUAAAAUAUUUAAAUCCCACACCGGAGAAAGAUUUCUUGCUACAAAAUAUUGAAUGGCCAAGACUGGAUUCGACGACUAUGGAAUAUUUGAACAUCAACAAAACGCUAAGUAUAGAAACCAACCCAAGAAAUUAUAAUGAAAUGAGAAAAAUUUUGAAUGUUUAUGUACAGCAACCUUAUAAUGUAUAUUAG